Messenger RNA from Vitis riparia (riverbank grape), 1181 nucleotides. RefSeq names its product calmodulin-like protein 3. The record is from RefSeq and is a predicted model, not a curated record. The transcript has a single exon. NCBI's taxonomy places the organism in Eukaryota, Viridiplantae, Streptophyta, Magnoliopsida, Vitales, Vitaceae. The coding region runs from base 141 to 788 and encodes 215 amino acids. Gene Ontology annotation, molecular function: calcium ion binding.
AUUUCUGUAUAUAUAUAUGCAGAUAUGGAUCCAAUGCAGUUGUCUCUGUGAAGUUUUCUUUAUAAAGCGGCCGAUUUCUCUCCUAGUUUUUCUCAAUAGCGCUACCAUUUGGCCACAUACUCCAAUUCUUUCCCAACCAAAUGCCAACCUUUUUGCAUAGGAUUUUCCUCCUAUACAAUCUUCUGAACUCUCUUGUUCUUUUCUUGGUGCCCAAGAAGCUCAGGAUUUUCCUUCCAACUUCUUGGUUUCACCCCCACCAAACACAAGAAGCCAAUCUUGUUGAUUCCAAGACAUCCUCUAAAACACCCGGCAGGUCUCUAGUCUCGAGGAAGAGGAUGGAGUCAGCGGAGAUGAAGCGGGUGUUUCAGAUGUUUGACAGAAAUGGGGACGGGCGGAUCACGAAGACGGAGCUGAAUGACUCGUUGGAGAACUUGGGAAUUUAUAUCCCGGACAAGGAUUUGGCGCAGAUGAUUGAGAAGAUUGAUGUUAAUGGAGAUGGGUGUGUGGAUAUUGAUGAGUUUAGGGCCUUGUAUGAAAGUAUAAUGGAGGAGAAGGAUGAGGAUGAGGACAUGAAGGAGGCUUUCAAUGUGUUUGAUCAGAAUGGAGACGGGUUUAUCACUGUGGACGAGUUGAAGUCGGUGUUGGGGUCUCUUGGGUUGAGGCAUGGGAGGACUGUGGAGGACUGCAAGAGAAUGAUAAUGAAGGUGGAUGAAGAUGGAGAUGGGAAGGUGGAUCUUAAGGAGUUCAAGCAAAUGAUGAGAGGGGGUGGUUUCAGUGCAUUGAGUUAGAAGUUUUUUGAGGGUUUGAUUGAUGUAGUCAUAGGUUUGUAAAUACUCAAGCCAAGGCUCCAGUUUGGCUGAUGGGGAUGGGGAGGAGGAGGAGCCAGAUGCAGGGCCAACGAGGGUGGGGGAACUUGGGGAAACCAUUUGUUGUCAAAAACGGGAGGGGCUAUACCUAAUGUGUAAUGUUUUUGGGUUUCAUGUUUUCAACUUUCUAAGAUAGGGUUUUGUAGUGGGUUUUAUUGUUUCUGGAUUUCCCCAUUGUAAGGGCUUGUGCUGUGUUAUUCUGCUAUAGAUGAUUAGGAUGUUGAUGAUGAUGAUAAACCCAAGAACACAAAAGGAAGUGUUUUCUCAAACAUUUGUUUUUCAUUUCAUUUCAUUUAUUUUUUUGUCUGAAUUCAA